GGUAGUUAAUAAGGAGUGGCCCAUGCAAAUGAAGUUUUAUCAGGAAGACUUUUCAAUUUAGCCACCAGAUGACGUAGCAAAUCGCGUAGCUCGUCGAGUGUUGUCUAGCCUGUACUGGGGACCUAGUGAAACGGGAGAUGGACUUUGGUUGGACCCAGCGGUACAUGAGAUCUCUGCGGAUACUGUGAUGAAGGCACAUUUGAGCCAUUGUGGUCACUCGAAUGGAAUGAUUGCGAAGUCUAUACGACAGAUAUCUAAAUUGGCUAGUCGAAUGGCGGAUCAUGAGCAAUUGUUCAAUCAGUUCUGCUGGGAUAUACUCAUAAAGAUCAAACUCAAUUUCAAGGAGAGCACAGCAUCUCCACAAAAUGAUCUCUCUGCUUUCUUUAUCUAUGUUGAUCAAAGUUGUCUCGGAAGCGCCUCUGUAUUUUUGGAUCGUGGAGUGCCAUUAAUGAAUGAUCUGGUCGCAGCUGGUUGUUCCACUGCUUGUGUGGUACUGUUGGCGAGACUCAUGGAAAAGCAUUAUCCUAAAGUUGCCUCCCUUGGAUCUGAUAAGGCGUUCAUGGAAUUGUUUGAGCGCAUUUUGCACGUUGAUCAGUGCUCCUAUGCUGUGCAAUGGUUUACAGUACUACGCGAAACACGUACACGACCUUGGAAUGUAUUUGCGCGCCUGGGUUGA
Strongylus vulgaris is the source of this 676-nucleotide messenger RNA. The record is from the annotation of a GenBank genome assembly. Lineage: Eukaryota; Metazoa; Nematoda; Chromadorea; Rhabditida; Strongylidae.